Molecule: messenger RNA, 483 nt
Organism: Micromonas pusilla CCMP1545
Lineage: Eukaryota; Viridiplantae; Chlorophyta; Mamiellophyceae; Mamiellales; Mamiellaceae
Exons: 1
Biological process (GO): nucleobase-containing compound metabolic process
Molecular function (GO): 3'-5' exonuclease activity; nucleic acid binding
Source: RefSeq, a predicted model, not a curated record
GUCGUCGGCUGGGACUUGGAGUGGGUCGUCACCUUCAAAGCGGGACGCGGCGAACGACCGACGUCGCUCGUGCAAUUGUGUUGCGAGGGAAAGAGACCGGCGAAGCCGGUGUGCAUCUUGCUCCGUCUGUGCCGCGCGGGAGGGAUGACCCCCGCGCUGCGCGCGUUCUUCGAGGAUCCGAGCAUCAAGAAAGUGGGUGUGCAGGCGCGAGGGGACGCGCACAAGAUCACGCGCGACUUUGCGUUUCACGUCGCCGGCGUGAUCGAGUUGAAAGCGCACGCCGCGGAGAGAACGUCAUCCGACGCCGCGAAAGGGCCGAGAGCGUUCUCGCUCGCCGCGCUCGUGGAGUGGACUUUAGGCCGCGCGCUGCCGAAGACGAACUCCGCGCGAAUCAGCGACUGGGAGGCGCCAGUUCUGAGUGAAGAGCAGCAGAGGUACGCCGCCUUGGACGCGUUCGCGGGGCUCAAAGUCUACCAGGCGCUC